Molecule: messenger RNA, 399 nt
Organism: Prorocentrum cordatum
Lineage: Eukaryota; Dinophyceae; Prorocentrales; Prorocentraceae
Source: the annotation of a GenBank genome assembly
AGCCGGCCGCGGCGGCCCCGCAGAGCGCCCCCGCGCCUGCGCGGGGUGGCGCCCGCCCGCGGCCGAGCCCGCGCGCGACGGCGGGGGCGCCCCUCCGGAGGACGACCCCCCCCUCGGAGGGUGCCGAUUCGGAGGCUGGCGGCGCUGCCCCUGCGCGCGGCGUCCCCCCGCCGCGCCCUCCAUGUCGGCGCAGCCGCCCACGGACCGGGGCCCCGAGGAGUGGCUGGUGCAGUACGUGGCCGAGCUCGGGCACGGGCCUAGGAGCGCCGAACACCUGCGCGCCUUCGCCGCGAAUCGCGGUGGGAGUCUCUCGUACGCGGUGGCGCGGCAGGCCCUUGCCGAGGCGCACGGGGCCGGCGCUCGCCGGGACCAUCGCCGUUCGCAGGAGGCUCCGCCGCC